GAUUACCUGUAACUAAGGUGACGUCUCUCACUUGGACUCUCCCUAAAAAACAAAAUCCUGAACCCCACCCUCCCCGAGCACUCGGUCCAGACUCUCCGGUUUAUCCAAAUACACGCUCGUAAUCCAGAGAGGGGAGGCAAAACUUUAUGGGAAAUGUAUUCAUAAGUAGGGAGGAGUGUACUCUGUGUGUGUGUGUGUGUGUGUGUGUGUGUGAGUGUGUGUGUGUGUGUGUGUGUGUGUGUGUGUGUGUGUGUGUGUGUGUGUGUGUGUGUGUGAGUGUGUGUGUCUGUGUGUGUGUGUGUGUGUGUGUGUGUGAGUGUGUGUGUGUGUGUGUCUGUGUGUGUGUGUGAGUGUGUGUGUGUCUGUGUGUGUGUGUGUGUGUGUGUGUGUGUGUGUGUGUGUGUGUGUGUGUGUGUGUGUGUGUGUGUGUCUGUGUGUGUGUGUGUGUGUCUGUGUGUGUGUGUGUGUGUGUGUGUGUGAGUGUGUGUGUGUGUGUGUCUGUGUGUGUGUGUGAGUGUGUGUGUGUCUGUGUGUGUGUGUGUGUGUGUGUGUGUGUGUGUGUGUGUGUGUGUGUGUGUGUGUGUGUGUGUGUGUCUGUGUCUGUGUGUGUGUGUGCCGCUUCACCUCCAGGUGUGAGAGCCCCACCUAUACUCUGAGGGAGGGGCAGACAGGAGGGGGGGGGGGGGGUGCAGGUUUCUCUGCUUUUGCUCGACCUGUUGAUGCAAAGUGGAAUCAUUCAUCAGACACUUGUCUCCGUCUUCUUCUGCUCUUGAUUUCACCUCGACGGGCACAAACAUGGACGCGUCUUCAGGAUAAGAGGAGCUCGUAAAGUCGACGCUAAAGCUCCAGGAAGAAGAUCUGUGGCAACUUGAAGUUUAGACUUUUAGGAGUUAAAGAUCCAGACUCGUUUCCUGAAGGAGAGACGGGGAAACGACCUUCAACAUCAAAGGAAAACUAAAGAAAGAGCGUCUUGAGUCUCCGUGUGGAUAAAAGAAUAAUGUCUCAGAACAGGCCCCUCCUCCCCGUCCUCGCCCUCCUCCUCCUCUGCGUCCCUCUCUUGUGUCUCAGUCAGACCGCCAACAGCAGCUCAGCCAACGCCACAACAAACGCGCCGACCGCUGCAGCUCCGUCCUCAAAUGUAACGUCUCUGAACGGCGUGCCGGGCUGCAGGUCGGGACUGAACGCCAUCUACAGGUUCCUGUGUGACCGCCGGGCGGCGUGGGGCAUCGUCCUGGAGACCCUGGCGUCCGCAGGCUUCGUGUUCAGCAUGUGCCUCCUGGUCGGCCUGCUGGUCUGGUCGCUCUGGAUCUGCCUUUCAUCGAGGCAGCAGAACAGCAACAGCAGCAGUAUCGGCGGCACGGUGGCGUGCAUGUCCAUGUUCCUGCUGGCCACGGCCGGGAUCUUCGCCAUCACCUUCUCCUUCAUCAUCCGCCUCACGCCUCAGACCUGCCCCACACGCCUCUUCCUCUUCGCCGUGCUCUUCUCGCUGGCCUUCUCCUGCCUGCUCGCUCGCUGCCUCGCUCUGCUGGGCUUCGGCGCCGCCCGUGGUUGGGGGGAGCCUGGCGUGGCGCUGGGGCUCUUCAUGGUGCAGGUCAUCAUCUGCACGGAGUGGCUGAUCCUCGUGCUGCUGCGGGAGAGGAAGCCGUGUGCGUACAGCCAGGACGAGUUCGUCAUGCUGCAGAUCUACGUGAUGUGCCUCCUCGCCAUCAGCCUCAUCCUGUCCUUGCGCUUCCUGUGCCGCUCCUGCUUCACCUACAGCUACAGCUACAACGGCCCCGCCCACCAGCACUGGAGGGUGCACGCCGCGCUCCUCUUCCUCACCUUGAUGCUCUCCACCUGCAUCUGGGUGGUGUGGAUCACCAUGCUCACCUGGGGGAACCCCGAGGUGGACCGGCGGCCACAGUGGGACGACCCGGUGCUGUCCAUCGCCCUGGUGGCGAACGGGUGGGUGCUGCUGAUGGGGCACGGGUUGUCGCAGGUCGCCUUCCUCUGCAGGGGCGAGGCCAAGUCCAAAGACGCCCCCCUGAGCUUCGCCGGCUGGACCAGCCCCAGCGCCGACAUCCCGGGACUGAACAGCCCGACGGCGGGGAAGGACAACGGAAGCUUUGAGAACGAGAGCGAGAACAGAAGAGGCCCCAGAGCUCAGCCGUCUCUGCGAUCGCCCUACGAGUCUGGAUUCUCCAUGUCGGAAAUCGACCCUGUCAAGGAUUACACCAUCCCCCGCCCUCAGACCACCACCUACCAGGAGCCUUAUGAUGAAUAUUACGAUCAGGAUUAAUCUCACUUUGUCACACGUGAACUCCUUCAAACGAGAACUGAAGCUGCGGGCGACGCCCCCCGGCUCGUGCACUAACCUGCACCCUGCUUUAAUCGCUGUUUUGUAAAUGUUUGCCUUUAGUGUUCAAAGAAACGUCACAUGUCGUCACCUGGAUGUUUAAAGCUUGUGUCCCCAAAAAGGAAAAGAAAGAGAGCGUGUCUAUGACUCAUCGUGGUCGAGGCGCGGCGGCUUCACAGCGGCUUCACAGUGGCUUCAGAGCGGCGUCCGCCUUUCCUUUAGGCGGGAAAAUCUCCAAACAAAAGCAAAGUGGAAGUGUGAUCGUACAACAUGUCUGAAAUCACCCUGAGGGGGAAGAAGAGGCGGGAAAGUGCCAAACUGCUGAGCAGAAAUAAAGUGUCUGUGAGGAGGAGGAGGAGGAGGAAGAGGAGGGGGAGGAAGAGGAGGAGGAGGAAGA
Labrus mixtus (cuckoo wrasse) is the source of this 2732-nucleotide messenger RNA. Its product is annotated as retinoic acid-induced protein 3. Gene Ontology annotation, biological process: G protein-coupled receptor signaling pathway; visual perception. Gene Ontology annotation, cellular component: extracellular exosome; signaling receptor complex; plasma membrane. Lineage: Eukaryota; Metazoa; Chordata; Actinopteri; Labriformes; Labridae. Gene Ontology annotation, molecular function: sevenless binding; protein kinase activator activity; G protein-coupled receptor activity. Bases 998 to 2278 code for a protein of 426 amino acids. The record is from RefSeq and is a predicted model, not a curated record. The transcript has 4 exons.